Messenger RNA from Hevea brasiliensis (rubber tree), 1259 nucleotides. RefSeq lists its product as uncharacterized. The record is from RefSeq and is a predicted model, not a curated record. The coding region runs from base 177 to 1100 and encodes 307 amino acids. Lineage: Eukaryota; Viridiplantae; Streptophyta; Magnoliopsida; Malpighiales; Euphorbiaceae. The transcript has a single exon.
CUUGCAUAAUGGAUUCAAACUUCAUGUAUAGCAUGCUCUUCCCUCAUUUAUAUCGCUCAUUCUCUUUUCUUUAUUGCCUGUAGGGUCACCUCCACAUUACUCCUUACCCAACAAAGAAACUUCCCCACGGCCACCUCGUCUCAGAAAACGCCUCUCUCUCUCUCUCUCCCUCAACGAUGGACAGCCCCAAAAGAAUAGCCAGCCAAGGACCCCGACUACUUCCCUCUUCACGCAGAAGCGGAAAAAGAAGCAGCUAUUCCAACUCCCCCGAAUUCGAGUUCUGGAUGGUCCGAAAUCCGUCCUUUCCAGAGCCUGAUCUACUUUCCGCCGAUGAACUCUUUGUUGAUGGGGUCCUCCUUCCUCUCCACUUAAUCCACCUCCACAGCCACCACCCAGAGACAACAGAUUCGCAACCAGACCCUAAACCGCCCAACGCACAGCCGGAGGCAGAACCCCAAAUAUCACAUAACAACAUAGCAGCAGAGACCAAUCCUUUAACCGCUUCAAAGAGAUGGAAAGAUAUCUUCAAAAAAACUUCAACAGCAAAGAUCCAAGAAGAUAAGAAUAAAGAUAAAGAGAAGGAGAAGGAGAGAGAAAAGAAGAGAGAGAAAAAGAGUCAAGGUGGAGCAAGUUCUUCAGCCGAGUUGAAUAUCAAUAUAUGGCCAUUUUCACGCAGUAGAUCCGCAGGGAACAGUGGAGCCCGACCCAGAAUAUUUCCUGGAACCCGAAAGGUGAGCAGCGCACCUUGCUCGCGGAGUAAUUCAGCGGGGGAGUCAAAGUCAAGAAAGUGGCUGAGUAGUCCGGGUAGGGGUACUGGAGUCCAUCUGGGGAGGAGCAGCCCGGUUUGGCAGGUGCGGCGUGGAGGUGGAGUUACAGAAGCAAAGAGUGGUUACUCAGAGGCAGUGAAUCGGAGCGGUAAAAAGAUGACGAGUAAAACAAGAAAGGAAGAUGGCAAAGUUGUAAAUUUGAAUGUGCCAAUGUGUAAUGGAUGUACGGAGCCAUUAAAUUGUAGGAGCAGCAGCUCUAAAUCUAAUGUUGCAGGUGGUGGGACUGGUAAUCUUUUCAGUUUACGCAGCCUCUUCACAAAAAAGGUGUACUGAGUAAUGUAUACUACUCAUAAUUAACCCCCUAGCUAAUUAUAUACUACUCCAUAUGUUUUUGUUUCCACCAUAUAUGUUAAGUUUGAUUCUGAUGUACGUGUUUUCCUUAAGUUGUGUAAUUAAUUUACUAAUUAAUAGAGAAAAAAGGUGAUUAUUAUU